AUGCAACGGGUUGACGCCGAACGCGCGCGAGAACUGUCGCUGUUCCGCCCACUAGGUUACCAAAAGAACUCGUGUGGUUACUGCAAGUCCAGAGACGGAAGUGCAUCGUACUACGUUCGCUCCGAUUCCGUACUCCCAGGACAUUAUGAAGAACUAAUCAAUGGCGGUUGGCGACGAUCGGGAAAUCUUUACUACAGACAAAACCUACUUCGGUCUUGUUGUCCUCACUAUACUCUGAGACUGGAAGCAUCCACUUAUCGGCCCCGCCGUGAUCAGCGUAAGGCCAUCAACAAGUGGAACAAAUUUAUCCUAGGUCCGGAGUAUAUGCGAAAGGUAGCCCGGCUUUGUCCACAAACCCGCGAAGAGAAAAAGCACCGCAAGUGCAACUUCGACCUUCUGUCAGCUGUCCACCAAAGCGAGUACGGCCACAUCAAACGGCCCAUUGACCCUGCUACCAAGAAUCCCAUUGAGCCAGCGCACCGUUUUGAAGUCACCAUUGAAGGAGACUCGGUGUCUCAGGCAAAGUUUGAGCUGUUCCGCAAAUACCAAACCGCCAUCCACAAAGAUGAUUUCUCUGAGUUGACACCCAGGGCGUUCCAAUCCUUCUUAUGCUCAGGUAUCAAGCGAUCUCCGAAUCCACUGACAGCCACCAAUGCUUCCGAGAAGAAACUCGGCUCAUGGCAUCAAUGCUAUCGUCUUGAUGGCGAGCUCAUUGCUGUUGCAGUAUUGGACCUGACCCCCAACGGCGUUAGCUCCGUCUAUGUUUUCUAUGAUCCCGCCUACGAACAAUGGGAAAUUGGCAAGCUGAGCGCCAUGCGUGAAAUUGCCUUCUCGAUCGAGAAUCAGUAUCAGUACUACUACAUGGGGUACUACAUUCACUCCUGCCAAAAAUGCGAUACAAGGCCAAUUUCCGCCCCCAACCCUGAAUCCGGCGACUGGGAUCCGCUCGCUGGCGAACUGACGGAGAAGCUUAAUUCUCGUUCCUAUGUCUCUUUGUCUCGGGACCGGAGAUCCUCCCCUGAGCCUGUGGUCCCGGAAAUUGACGGGGAUGAAGAGGAGGUUUCCCUUUUUGAUAUGGGUAUGCCCGGUAUUCUUACUGCCUCCCAGGUGGAAGCACUGGACCUGGGUCAUUGGCUGCUGUCCUUUGACAACGGCUUCGUUCAUAUGAACAAUCUGGUCGAUUGGGAAACCAUGUCAAUGACUGAGCCGAUGUCUAUCAAGAGAAUCAUCGCCGAGUUGGCCGCAGUCCUGGGCCCUAAAAUUGUCCAAAACAGCGCAGUAGACUUGAUCGGUUAA
Penicillium crustosum is the source of this 1296-nucleotide messenger RNA. Its product is annotated as arginyltransferase. Gene Ontology annotation, molecular function: arginyl-tRNA--protein transferase activity. The record is from RefSeq and is a predicted model, not a curated record. Gene Ontology annotation, cellular component: cytoplasm. The coding region runs from base 1 to 1296 and encodes 431 amino acids. The transcript has 9 exons. Lineage: Eukaryota; Fungi; Ascomycota; Eurotiomycetes; Eurotiales; Aspergillaceae. Gene Ontology annotation, biological process: protein arginylation.